Cryptotermes secundus is the source of this 504-nucleotide messenger RNA. RefSeq lists its product as uncharacterized. The transcript has a single exon. The record is from RefSeq and is a predicted model, not a curated record. NCBI's taxonomy places the organism in Eukaryota, Metazoa, Arthropoda, Insecta, Blattodea, Kalotermitidae. Bases 1 to 504 code for a protein of 167 amino acids. Gene Ontology annotation, molecular function: nucleic acid binding.
AUGAUAUCACCUUAUUACCCGCAGGCUUCGCAGGUAGAACGCUUUAAUCGAAAUCUGAAGGCAGCCCUGACUAUCUUCCAUCACUCCCAACAUACCCGCUGGGAUGAAAAUUUACUUGCUCUCGCCGUGGCGUUUAAUACUGCCUGGCACGAGAGUACGGGUGCUACCCCAGCUCUCCUACUCCUGGGACGGGAGUUGAACCAUCCCUUGGGGAUGAGAUGGGAGUUGUCUGAGGUAGAUCUACAGCAGUCCCCUCAUGACACUAAGGAUUUUUGGGGACAGGCUCUGGCAAACUUGAAGCGAGCCCAGGAUAGGGUUGCCAGAUGUUAUAAUGCGUUGAGAAGUGAGGCCGUGUUUCGCCCUGGAGACCUAGUCCUAGAAAAACGACACCCCCAGAGCUCUAACAUUUUACAACAAUCUGCAAAAAUAGCUAUUAAACGGUCUGGACUGUGUGUCAUUGCAGAGUUUCUGACGCCAGUUACGGUUCACUCCGACCAGCUGUAA